Echinococcus granulosus is the source of this 951-nucleotide messenger RNA. Its product is annotated as Alcohol dehydrogenase [NADP+] A. The transcript has 7 exons. NCBI's taxonomy places the organism in Eukaryota, Metazoa, Platyhelminthes, Cestoda, Cyclophyllidea, Taeniidae. The record is from RefSeq and is a predicted model, not a curated record. Gene Ontology annotation, molecular function: oxidoreductase activity. Bases 1 to 951 code for a protein of 316 amino acids.
AUGCGCGAAAAAUACUUACACAAUGGUGCCUCUAUUCCUUCGAUUGGCCUUGGGACCUGGCAGAUUCCUAUCAGCGGUGUUGUUCGUGCCGUUGAUUCCGCUAUCGACUGUGGUUAUCGACACAUCGAUUGCGCUUUUGAGUGUGAAAAUGAAGUCCAUAUCGGGGCUGCGCUGAAACGUCACUUUGAAGAAAAGGGUCUACGUCGUCAACAAAUAUUUAUUACUUCAAAACUUUGGUCCACUUUCCACCAAAAAGAUAGGGUUAUUGAAAACUGUAUAAGGUCCUUGCACGCACUCAAUUUGGAAUAUCUGGAUUUGUACCUAAUAAACUGGCCAGUUUCAUUAAAGCCCGGAAUAGAAGUUUUUCCUUUACUUCCAAGCGGCGAGCCAGACUAUGACAGUCCUAGACUAGAGGAUACUUGGACUGCCAUGGAGCAAUUAGUGAGAAGUGGCCUAGUUCGCUCAAUCGGACUUGCAAACUUCAACAAGAAGCAAAUUUUGCGCAUCCUCGAGUGCUGUGACAUACCACCGGCUGUGUUGCAGGUGGAAAGCCACCCCUACUUCCUCAACGAGGAAAUUAUCAAAUUCGCCCGUGGCUCAGGCAUGCAGGUUACCGCCUACGCAGCCAUAGGCUCUUCCUAUCUUGAGGCCAAAGAUAAGGGAGUUAUGCAUAUUCUGGAUGAUCCCGUGGUGUCCGCGAUUGCCAAGGUUCAUGGCAAGACAGCUGCGCAGGUUCUCAUUCGUUUCGCACUGCAAAGGAAUCUCAUAGUGAUACCGAAAAGCUUUAAUCCUGAGAGAAUUAAGGAAAACAUUGAGGUGUUUGACUUUGAACUCUCAUUCGAUGAAAUGGAGCGCCUCUACGCCCUCAACAGGGACGAACGAAUAAUCGACCCAGUGAGGAUGCGUAAUCACCCUGAAUACCCAUUCAAGGAUGAAUGCCUCCACGCCUGA